AUGUUCCUGGAUCCCAGAUUCAAAUUGUAUUUUGAAGAUCAGUAUGUAGCUGACACUACAAAACAAAGAAUCAUAGAAAUGAUUACAACAAUUAUAAAUAAAGAGGAUCGAAAUAAUCCCCAAAUUCAAAACGAAGAGCAGCAGCUAUCAGAUCAAGCAGCAAAUCCUCCACCUCAGCUUCAAAUUAAUUUAGUAUGGCAGCAUUAUGCCGAAAAAAUGAAAAAUAUACAACCUAAGGGCACGGCAACUUCUCGAGCGAUUUUGGAAGUGCAAAGAUAUUUGGACGAUAAAGUUGUGUUGCCGUGUGAGAAUAUAUCAUCACUAGAGUGGUGGAAAAAGCGGAAGGAUGUAUACCCGCAUUUGUAUGCCCUAGCACUCAAAAAGUUAAAUGCAAUGGCCACGAGUGUCCCCUGUGAAAGAUUAUUUUCCUCCUGUGGAUUGUUACUUAAUGACAGGAGAACGAGGUUAGGGACUCGAAAAGUUCAACAAUUAAUGUUUUUAAAUCAAAAUUCAUGA
This is a messenger RNA of Parnassius mnemosyne (clouded apollo), 516 nucleotides long. NCBI's taxonomy places the organism in Eukaryota, Metazoa, Arthropoda, Insecta, Lepidoptera, Papilionidae. The record is from the annotation of a GenBank genome assembly.